UUGAAGUAGUACAGGGUUUGGACCUAACGAUUCCAUUGAUGGAGUUGGGUGAAAUUGCUGAAAUAAGAAUCGAUCCUAGAUUUUCUUAUGGUACACAUGGAGAAGGAUCUGUACCACCUAAUGCUACUAUUACUUACACAGUUGAAUUGAAAGCAAUAAAAGAUAGUCCUGAUAUAGAAAGUCUAAGCAUCAAGGAAAGGAGAGAACUAGG
Trachymyrmex cornetzi is the source of this 211-nucleotide messenger RNA. Its product is annotated as peptidyl-prolyl cis-trans isomerase FKBP7. The transcript has 2 exons. Lineage: Eukaryota; Metazoa; Arthropoda; Insecta; Hymenoptera; Formicidae. Gene Ontology annotation, molecular function: peptidyl-prolyl cis-trans isomerase activity. The record is from RefSeq and is a predicted model, not a curated record. The annotation marks the transcript as partial.